This is a messenger RNA of Rhodotorula toruloides NP11, 1224 nucleotides long. RefSeq lists its product as uncharacterized. NCBI's taxonomy places the organism in Eukaryota, Fungi, Basidiomycota, Microbotryomycetes, Sporidiobolales, Sporidiobolaceae. The record is from RefSeq and is a predicted model, not a curated record. The transcript has a single exon. Bases 1 to 1224 code for a protein of 407 amino acids.
AUGCCCCUCGUCUUCAAGCGCUCCCCAUCUUGGUCUCCCCGUCCUGUCGACCGACACCCUCCAGUUCUGUCCCCCGAAGACGACGAGCUCGACUGCCUGCCGCCUCCCGCUGCUGCUGCAUCGACCUUUCGCGCCCCGUCACCCGCCAAGCGCGCGAAAUCGAGUCCAGCGCGAGGAGCGAAGCGAGCAGCGGAUCCAGGACAGGUGGGGCAGCAGAGGGCGGAUGGUGAUGCAAGGGCUCGCCUUAAGCGGUCUCAUCAUGAGCGCAUAGGGUUGGACAGAGGACACGCCCCGAAAUCGGCGCCGAGAAGCGCCGCCAAGCGCGACUUGCGGGACGAGGAGGAGGACGUGACGGAGGUCGACAAGCGCUCGCGGCGGGAUAGUCCGGCGAGAAAGACGGCCGCAUCGGCACGAACGCCUCGACGAGCAGCGUCAACUGCCUCAGCCGAGCCCGACGCCGACGCGGACGACCAUUCCUCUCCCUCCGCCUCGCCCUCGAAGAAACGCCGGCGCACCUCCCUCACUCUCAGGCUUCCUGCCGCUUCGACGACCUCUUCCCUCACGUCAGACGCACGAGAAGAACGGGCGAGACAGAGGGCGCAAUUGCAGGAUGCGAGGCUGGUCGCGCUCGAGAAGCGGCGGAUGGAGAAAGAAGCGAGCACGGAGCAGGAACGGGUGCGGAUCAAGGUCGAGCCGGAUGCAGAUGAGGAAGACGACGAGGCUGUCAUACUGGAGGCACCUUCGAAGCGGGCGGCUGCGAAAGCCCCUGCCUCAUCCUCUCACCGGCCACCGCCUCCUCCACCAGGAUACCUCCCGACUCCCUCGAGCCCAUCGACCGUGUCUCCAAUCCUCCCCGUCGCGUCUAUCCUACCGAAUACCGCCAAGCGCCCUUCCAGCUCCUCCCGCCAAUCCGCGCAAUGCCCUCCUCCCCUUCCUUCCGCGGUACCCGACAUCUCAACCUUUCUCUCCUCCCUCCCGCUCCCGUCCCUUACGCGCCUUACACCGCACUUCCACGCCCUCGGCUGCCGGUCGCCCUCCGACCUGCUCGUACUGGCGGACCAAUCUCGCGGCGUCAAGGCGAGGGAGAAGGUGCUUGAGCGAGUCGGCAAGAUGGAUGGCGGGCUGAGCGAGUGGGAGAAGAUCGUGCUGGAGGAGGAGUUGGAGGCAGGAUGGAAUAAGUGGAAGGGCGGGGAGGCAGAGGGAGGAGUGCCAGUGAAGCGGUAG